UUGCUGGAACAGAACUCGUUCUCUCUUGUACUUGUUAGGGUUUCGUUAUUUGGUUGCAGAAUGGAAGAAAGUCCUGGUGGUCGCAGAAAGCGAGCACACCCUUCUUCUUCUUCUUCAUCUCCUUCACCAAUCUCCAAGAAGCCCCAAACCUUCCCUUCGUUCCAAGACAUCCCCAACCUCCCUUCCAACAUCAAAUCCCUCUGCCAUCUCAUCGCCACCACCUCCGCCGCCUCCGUCGAGCACUCCCUCCAAUCCGCCGCCAUCUCCGUCACCCCCCACGACGUCGAAGAAGUCCUCAAACUCUCCUACGGCUUCCCCGGCCAGGCCGUCAAAUUCUUCCGCUGGAGCGGCCGCCACCUAAACGACAACCACACGCCCUACUCCUGGAACCUCGUCGUUGACAUCCUCGGCAAAAACCGCUUCUUUGACGCGAUGUGGGACGCUAUUAAGUCAAUGAACAAAGAAGGGUUGCUCUCACUCGCCACAUUCGCCUCUGUCUUCAGCAGCUAUGUUGCAGCUGAUAGAAUCCGGGAAGCAAUUAUGGCAUUCGAGAUUAUGGACAAUUAUUGUGUUGUGAGGGAUGUUGUUGCUUUGAAUUCGCUGUUGAGUGCUAUUUGUAGCAAUGGUAGGACUCUUGAUGCUUGUGAUUACUUGCAGGUUGCCAAGAAAUUGGUCCGGCCGGAUACCGAUACUUAUGCGAUUUUAAUGGAGGGGUGGGAAGGGGAGAAUGGUGUAGUUGGUGCUAAGGAGACAUUUGCUGAGAUGGUGAUUGAGAUUGGAUGGGAUCCUUUGAAUGUGCCGGCUUAUGAUUCGUUCUUGUGUACACUUGUUAGAGGACCUGAUGGAUUGCUUGAGGCUAUUAAGUUUGUUGAUUCGAUGAGGGAUAGGAGGUGUUUUCCUGGUGUGAGGUUUCUGAAGGCUGCAUUGGAUGAGUGUGUUAAGAGUCAUGAUGUUAGGACUGCUGAGUUUUUCUGGGAGGUGUUGGUGGUUGGGAAGGUGGUGCAGCCCACCGCUGAGAUGUACAAUUUGAUGAUUGGUUUGUGCUGCUAUCGUGGUGACACCGAUGCUGCGAGGAGGAUGCUUGAUGAGAUGGUUUACCAAGGGGCUUUUCCUGAUGUGGAGACUUAUAACUUGUUGUUUAAGUUCUUGAUCAAGGGGAGGAAGUUGCGGGAGGCUUCCGUGGUGUUUGCAGAGAUGGUGAAGAAUGAGUGUGUGCCCGAGCAGGAUAACUGUGAUGCGGCGGUUAAGGCGUAUGUGGACUGUGGGGAGCCUGUUAUGGCCAUCAAGGUUUGGAAGUAUUUGGUGGAGAAUUAUAAGAAGGAUUUGGAGCGGACAGCGAAUUUUCUGGUUGUGGGGCUGCGUGAUUUGAAUAGGCUCCCGGAGGCGGUUAAGUAUGCUGAGGAUAUGAUUGACAGGGAAAUCAGGUUGUCCUCUAACACAAUGUCAAAGCUGAGACAAAGCCUUAUCAAGGAGAGAAGAGAAUUUGUGUAUGAAGACCUUUUGAGAAAGUCUAAGUCUCAUUAGGUAGUUUGAAAUUUUUCGCUAAAACUGUCUAGCUUAAUAUUAGUGCCGAAUUUGAAUGUUUUGCUUUUGUCUGGUAGAGAGGGAAGAAUUUUGAAGUGGUUAUUAUCUAAGGUGAUACUUUGAUUCUGCUAUGGGAUAAAUAUACUACAGCACGUGUUAUCUUUGUAUAUAGUUUCUGCAAAAGAUCCUACUAGAAUUGCUUUAGAAGGUUAAAGGUAGAUGAAGUUUAUACAGGUUUAAUGAUACGUGUAGUAUCAAAGGUACCUGCAGAAAUGGUAAGUGACAGAGGAAGGAGAAGAAAGGGAAAGGAAAAUAUCUGAGAGCUAUUGCUCCCCCAAGUGACAGAAAGUCUAUACACUCCCAGUUUCAUUUCUGAUCCCAACCUGAUCCCACAAUCAUUACAGCACUCCCUUAUAACAGAAUGCUCACACCCCCAUUACUACCAACAAACUCAGCAAUUCCCUUACUACCCCCAACAUGAGAGACUAACAUUAGUUAUUAGUUUUGGGCCUAUGGUGAUAAACCUUAAAACACUUAUUCCAUCUAGAAUCACGGUUCCUAACAUUUUUGUUUCAGGCAUAUAUUAUAAAAAAAAGGUUUGCCUAUUUACCUAUCUUGUUUGUUUUAUCACUUGUUUCUGAUUUGAUCUAGAUUUUCAACUUUGGCUAUUGAUGCUUUUUUGCUUGCAUUUUUGUACUUAUUGGUCGGGUGCUCACAUUUCACUUGUUAGAAACAAAAAGAAAAAAAAAAUGUACUUGAAGACAUGUAGUUGUUAUACAUGAUUCACUGAUUGAUCUUGAGGCGCCAAUGAGCACCCUUUAAGUCUGACGUUAUAUGUUCUGCUUUAGUAAUAGAAGUUAUCUGGAGUCUGUACUUGGUUGUAAAGGUUCAUCAAUUACCAAUUCUCCUCAUUACAUGCAGUGUAUUUAUAGGCUUUGAUAUUUUGUUAAUAAAAUUAUCCUUAUGAGAUUGAGA
Glycine soja is the source of this 2499-nucleotide messenger RNA. Its product is annotated as pentatricopeptide repeat-containing protein At1g77360, mitochondrial-like. NCBI's taxonomy places the organism in Eukaryota, Viridiplantae, Streptophyta, Magnoliopsida, Fabales, Fabaceae. The record is from RefSeq and is a predicted model, not a curated record. The transcript has a single exon. Gene Ontology annotation, molecular function: protein binding. The coding region runs from base 61 to 1524 and encodes 487 amino acids.